GUCCAACUCCAAAUAGGCCGCCAUUACAAGUCCAUUAGGGUUUAUCAGCCCACCCACUCUCUCCCCUCUCUCCCCUCACUCUCUCUCCCACAUCUUCUGUUUCGUAAAACCCUUAACCCCUGGGGUUCACGGCGGCGGAUUCUCACGCCGCGUCGCCAAGAUGUAUGAAAUGGAUAUAUCUAUUAAUCAAAGUGCUUUCCCUGAUUCAGAUUCCAAGCCGAAUAAACGAAGGCGGAAAAAGUCCAUGGUUUGGGAUCACUUCACGAUUGAAACCAUUAAUCCUGAUUGUGUCAGGGCAUUUUGUAACCAGUGCAAAAAGUCGUUUGCUUAUAUAUCAGGGGCAAAACUAGCUGGAACCAGUCAUCUAAAACGUCAUAUUUCUUUGGGGAUCUGCCCUGUUGGCCGUAGUAAGCAGGUGAAAGAUCAAAUGAUUCCCCAUGUACCGCCCCCUGUGAAUGGCACUAACAUACCAAGAAAACGUUGCCGUGCUUCAAAUGGAGUCACAAGCAGUUAUUUUGAUGGUGAUAGCUGCAGCUACGACCUUGCAAAAAUGAUAAUUCAGCAUGAUUAUCCUCUUGGUUUGGUUGAACAAUCUGGUUUUGUAGAUUUUACAAAGAGUCUCCAGCCUCAGUUUAAUAUUCCUAGUGUUAGUCUAUUGGAAGAGCAAAUUAUGGGCAUAUACUUGAGAGAGAAGCAAAGGCUUAUGGACUUUCUUAGUGGAAUUCCAGGACGUCUAAACCUUACAUUAGACUUGCGUACUUCAAAUCAGAGCUUUGCUUAUGUAUUGCUAACAGGUCACUUUACCGAUCAUGACUGGAAGUUGCAAAGAAGGAUCUUCAAUGUUACUGUUGCACAGUUUCCUGAUUCUGAAACAGCCUUCACGCGUGCUAUUGCUGCUUGCUUAGGUGAUUGGGGCAUUGAGGACAAGUUAUUUACUAUCACUCUCGACCUCAGUCAUGCUACUCAAAGUGCCAGAGAAAAUAUUAGAAAUCUGCUACCGGUCAAGAACUCCAUUAUUCUCAAAGGUCAGCUGUUGAUUAAUAGCUGUUAUGCAUGUAUGAUGAGGAGUCUGGCUCAGGAUUCUAUAUGUUCCGUGAGGCAAACCAUCCAGAAAGUACGGCAGAGUGUGAAGUAUGUGAAAACCUCGGAUGCUAAUGAAGAAAGAUUUAACAAACUGAAACAACAGCUUCAAGUUCCCAGCACAAAGAGCUUGACGCUUGAUGAUUUGACGCAAUGGAAUACCACCUACCAAAUGUUGGUGGCUGCUUCUGAAAUGAAGGAAGUAUUUUAUUGUUUGGAUACUUAUGAUCCAGAUUACAAGUUGACUGUGACCAUGGAUGAAUGGGGACAGGUGGAAACUCUAUGCUCAUACUUGAAAAUAUUUUAUGAGGCAGCCAACAUACUAACAUCACCUGUUUAUCCAACAACGAACUCAUUCUUCGAUGUUGUGUGGAAAAUUUAUUUUGAACUAUUGCAUGCUGCUGUGAGCCAGGAUUUUUUUGUAAGCAUGCUAACAAGACCACUGCUGGAUAAGUUCACCAAAUUCUGGGAAGAUUGUAACCUGGUUCUUGCAAUUGCCGUAGUGAUGGAUCCAAGGUUCAAGAUGAAGUUUGUGGAAUUUAGCUUCUCGAGGAUAUAUGGUGAUGAUGCCGAGGUUUGGGUUAAGAUUGUUGAUCAGGGUCUGCAUGAUCUGUAUCUGGAUUAUGUGAUGCUGUCCCUUCCUGCACCCAUCAUAGAAGCAGACAAUGAGGAUCUGGUGAAAACAGAAGAGGUAUCUCCAGAGGAUGGCAUUCUCUCCGAUGAUGGUGGAUUCUCAGAUUUUGAUGUAGAUAUCUCGGAUAUCAUGGGCGAAACACAUGUCAAGUCUGAGAUAGACCAAUAUCUUGAAGAAUCUGUUUUGCCCCGUGUGCAAGAUUUUGAUGUAUUAGGUUGGUGGAGGGUAAAUAGGUUAAGGUAUCCCACUCUGUCCAAGCUGGCUUCCGACGUGCUAUCAAUUCCGCUCUCGACCAUCCCUCCAGAAUCGGUGUUCGAUUCAGGUGAGAGGAAGAUGGAUAGCUACUUGAGUUCAUUGAGACCUAAAACCCUUCAGGCCCUCAUGUGUGCGAAAGAUUGGCUUCAGCAUACAACAUCUAAUGAGGUAUUUCCAUCUGAAACAUCACCAGAACUGGCUUUUGUUAAAACAGAAUUAUGAUGCUUUUCAAUGCACACUGAUUUUUUGUAGAGGUAUAUUAUUUUUGAUAGGCUAUAGGCUAAUAUUCUUUGUUCAUUAUAAUAUAUAAAUAAGAAUAUUUUUCCCUUUA
This is a messenger RNA of Salvia miltiorrhiza (redroot sage), 2300 nucleotides long. RefSeq names its product zinc finger BED domain-containing protein DAYSLEEPER-like. The record is from RefSeq and is a predicted model, not a curated record. Gene Ontology annotation, molecular function: protein dimerization activity; DNA binding. The transcript is spliced from 2 exons. NCBI's taxonomy places the organism in Eukaryota, Viridiplantae, Streptophyta, Magnoliopsida, Lamiales, Lamiaceae. Bases 161 to 2191 code for a protein of 676 amino acids.